ACGGCUAACGGGGUCUUUCGCAACUCAAAAUAAUCCAGCAUGUCCUCUAGCGGUCCGUCACUUACCGCAGGGUCCGUUAUUUUACUUAAUUUGUCCAAUAGUGACAUAUAUUCGCUAACGAGCUACUUAAAAUGUCGCUGAGUUUCUUAUAACUUGUUUACGUGUGGCUGCAUAAGAAAUGCUCCUAAUUCAGAGUGUAAUAAUUUCUUUAAAGACACCAGAGAGAAGGUCUUUUUCAUAGAGAGAUGGCAGUGAUGUUAUAAAGUAUGAGUGUAGAAGAAUGUCCAUAUUGUGGAAAGCCCUUCAAGAGGCUGAAAACACACCUCCCUCACUGCAAAAUGGCACCAGUUGCACAACCUAAGAAAAGCAUUGAAGCACCCACAGAACUGAGUUCAUCCACUUCCAGAAAAAAGAUCCAUAAAAAGACUGCAGCAACAGAAAUUAAUAAUGUUAUAUUAGAUGAAACGCUAACCUCUAAAGCAAGAAGAAAAGAAGAUAUUCACAAUGCAGACAGCCUUCACACAACUAUUGAGGUCAAAGUCCCGUCAGCUGAGACUCUGAACACGGAGAGGCCUAAAAGCAAAUGGCUUGCUAAAAGACACAAGGAACUUGAGAGAUUACAGCUGUUAGUGCCCGUCUCAAAGAAUCCAAGCAACCCUACCUCAUUACCCGACAAUGGAGGAGAUAAAAGCUUUUGUGAGAUCUCCAAAGGACCAAAUCAGGGAACAUCUCAAAGUAAUGAAAAAAGUAGUAAAGGCAAAAAGAAACUAUUAUCAGAGCAGCUGUCCAUCACCAAGAGUAAAAUCAAUACCACUGGAUUUGUUCCAGCCAUUCUGAAAAACUCCAGCCUUCCAUCUGAGUGCAGUGUGCAACCUGAAAAUCCAAAACUCAAAGUUAACUUGGAGGAGCUUGAAAGACUGAACAGUCAGAACAAGGAUUUCCAUCUAGUAUUAAGUGCAAAAGAGCAUGAAGCUCAUACUUUCUUUUCAUCCAAGACUUCUGUGUGGGACUGUUUGUAUUACAAGAGGUCUUAUAACCUGUUUGUGCCUUAUCCUAUUAUGGAAACAGAAGGUUCUUCUGUGGAGACCAAAGAGAUUUCCACUGUGCAGCAAUCAAACAAGCUAGAAACAAGAGUUACGAAGGUCGCCGUUCCACCCUCACCCACUUUAUCUGAAACUUUCAUUCAUCAGCCCACAGAAGACACCCUAAAUUCAAGAUCGCAAGGUGUCAGAAGUCUGUCAUGGAGUCCAGAGAUAUUGCCUGCUCACAACAGAAUACAUUUAUUCACAAAACCUUUAGGCAGCUAUGCUAAUGAAAGUAUUUGGAUGAAGGAUCAGUCUGUUGGACCAGCGCCCCAAAGUGAAGUGCCUCUAGUGCAGCGGAAACUUGGAGAUGUCAGACUGAGUGAACUUGGUGUCUGGCUUGGCGCUCGAACUCCUGUGUCACCCAGGGAGACUGUGACCAUGUUGAAGCAAGGAUGGCAGUGGUACUACAGGAAGUAUAUUGAUGUUCGUAGAGGAGGAAUCGGUGGGAUAUCCAUGCUGUUGACUGGAUACUGUGUCUUAUGUUACAUAUGGAGCUACCCACAUCUCAAAAAAGAACGCUGGAGGAAGUACCAUUAAAGACGUUUGGUGGUCUUCAUAAUUGUAGCACUUUGGACAAAAAGCAGCUUUGUGUUCAGGGCAAUGAGGACACAAUAUGAUUAAUAAUUAAUAGGGCAGGAUUAUAACACCAGCAACUAGUAGUUCACUACAAUAUGAGGUUUGCUGUAUUUUUGUUAGAGAAGUUUGAAAAAGUAUUUAUGAUUUAUCUGGGAACAUGGAUAAUGAAGUUACAGUUGAAGUCAAAAGUUUUCAUACACCUUGCAGAAUCUACAAAAUUCUCAUUAUUUUACCAAAAUAAGAGGGGUCAUACAAAAUGCAUUUUAUUUUUUUUAUUUAGUACUGACCUGAAUAAGAUAUUUCACGUAAAAGACAUUUACAUAUAAAAUUGCCCUCUUCAAAAGUUUUUGUACACUUUAUUUUUAAUACUGUGUUGUUACCUGAGUGAUUCACAUCUUUUGUUUAGUGAUAGUUGUUCAUGACUCCCUUGUUUAAACUGACUGCUGUUCUUCAAAAAAAUCCUUCAGGUCCCACAAAUUCUCAGCAUUUUUGUGUAUUUGAACCCUUUCCAACAAUGACUGUAUGAUUUUGAGAUCCAUCUUUUCACACUGAGGACAACUGGGGGACUCAUAUGCGACUAUUAGAGAAGGUUCAAACGCUCACUGAUGCUCCGGAAGGAGAAACGAUGCAUUAAGAGCCAGGGGUGUAAACUUUUGAACAGAAUGAAGAUGUGUACAUUUUUCUUAUUUUGCCUAAAUAUCAUAUUUUUGUCAUUUAGUACUGCCUUUCAGAAGCUAGAGAAGACACUUAAAUGUUUCCCAGAAGACAAAAUAAGUUAAAUUUACCCUGAUCUUCACAUUCCAAAUGUUUCACCCCCCAACUCUUAAUUCCUUGUGUUUUCUUCUGGAGCAUCAGUGAGUGUUUGAACCUUCUGUAAUAGAUGCAUGAGUCCCUCAGUUGUCCUCAGUGUCAAAAUCAUACAGUCACUGUUGAAAAAGGUUCAAAUACACAAAAAUUAUGAAAAACCACAGAAUUUGUGGGACCACUUUUUCAGCUGUGGAUCAUUCAGAUAACACAGUAUUAAGAAUCAAAUAUGUGUAACCUUCUGAACAGGAUAAUUUUUUUAAUUCAAUUAUUAUUUUCUCUUGUUGACUAUAUGCAAAUGUAUUUUAUGCGAAAUAUCUUAUUCAGGUCAGUACUAAAUAAAAAAUAACAUGCAUUUUGUAUGAUUCCUCUUAUUUAGAUAAAAUAAUUAACAUUAGCAGAUUUUGCAAGGUGUAUGUAAACUUUUGACUUCAAAUGUAUUUAUCUUUAAUAUUUUCACAUUUGCAAAUAGAGAUAAUGUUUUUCAGCUGCUUAUAUUUGUAUAAUUUGAAAAAUUGUACUUAGCUUGCAUUUUGUUAUUGUGCAUCCAAGAAGUGGACUUAACUAAGCACUAAUAUAUUACACAGUAUUGUUCUACACUCUUUAGUUUGCUAACUUAUAUGUAAUAUUGUUACAAAUAUCCGUAAUUCAUCAAAAAAAGACAUUACAAAAUAUUGUCUGUAUUCAAAAUGAAUUUAAUAUUUAUCUUUGCUGUUGUAAUGAACACUCACAAAAACAACAAAUCAUGAACUGACCACAUACAGUAUGACGUGAACACAUACCUAACAUAAUAAAAAUAACUUUUUUGUUU
This is a messenger RNA of Labeo rohita (rohu), 3276 nucleotides long. RefSeq lists its product as uncharacterized. Gene Ontology annotation, biological process: proton motive force-driven mitochondrial ATP synthesis. The coding region runs from base 267 to 1622 and encodes 451 amino acids. The record is from RefSeq and is a predicted model, not a curated record. The transcript has 5 exons. Lineage: Eukaryota; Metazoa; Chordata; Actinopteri; Cypriniformes; Cyprinidae. Gene Ontology annotation, molecular function: proton-transporting ATP synthase activity, rotational mechanism.